Engraulis encrasicolus (European anchovy) is the source of this 5654-nucleotide messenger RNA. It is a transcript of the gene mark3b, whose product is annotated as MAP/microtubule affinity-regulating kinase 3b. NCBI's taxonomy places the organism in Eukaryota, Metazoa, Chordata, Actinopteri, Clupeiformes, Engraulidae. Gene Ontology annotation, biological process: intracellular signal transduction; microtubule cytoskeleton organization; protein phosphorylation. Gene Ontology annotation, cellular component: plasma membrane; cytoplasm. Gene Ontology annotation, molecular function: ATP binding; protein serine/threonine kinase activity; tau-protein kinase activity. The record is from RefSeq and is a predicted model, not a curated record. The transcript is spliced from 18 exons. Bases 666 to 3050 code for a protein of 794 amino acids.
GGUUUGGCUUGGCACUCUUCUGCAAGUGAGCAGCCAUCUUGGAUCUAGCUAUCUAGCAAAGCUGUGUCUACUGUCGCGAUGAGAGGAUUUUAAUCUAGUUUUGGGCCUAAUAUGCAGACAUAAACCGGGAGGAACGUUUCUGUUGGAGCUUCGUGGCUUGGAACAUUUGCAGGAAGUUAGACAGCAAAACUUGACAGAAGAUUCUGAGACCGGUUUACGCGAACUUCCCCCUCCCCUCCCCUUUUCCUUGUCUGAACGCUGUGUGCAGUUUACGGGGGUCUACUAAGUGUUUUGUCUGGAGUUACCAACAUUAACAUCAAGAAGAUUUUUUUCUUUUAACAGAGAAUACUUCUCAAUAGAAGACUGUUAUGCCAUUUGAUCGCUCAACUUUUUUUCAGGAGUUGUCAAGUCUCCGCUUGUUCUACGUGUGGAGUAUAUAGCACACCCAGCUACUGUAAUGCGGUUCUUGAAUUUAUUUCCUUAAUCUGGAUUCGGGUUACUUUCCGACCUGUGUUAUCCUUGGAUUUGAUUGUCUUGCCUCUGAUGUCGAUCGAAUCCAUGGUCUUCAUCAACAACUGGAGGGUCGCUUUCCAACCAUUCAAGUAAGGUGCUGCAAAACCAAACCGUGACUCGCAACCAACCACUUCGGAUAUUCUGACUGUAAAAUGUCAACAAGAACACCACUACCUACGGUCAAUGAACGUGACACUGAAAAUCACACGUCCCACAGUGAUGGCCGCAGUGAGGUGUCGUCGUCGCGGGCCGCCCGCUCGGGCGCGCGCUGCCGGAACUCCAUCGCCUCCUGUGCCGACGAGCAGCCGCACAUCGGCAACUACCGGCUGCUCAAGACGAUCGGAAAGGGCAACUUCGCCAAGGUCAAGCUGGCACGACACAUCCUCACUGGCCGAGAGGUUGCCAUCAAAAUCAUAGAUAAGACACAGCUGAAUCCUACCAGUCUUCAAAAGCUCUUCAGGGAAGUAAGAAUAAUGAAGAUUCUUAACCAUCCAAAUAUUGUAAAACUGUUUGAAGUCAUAGAGACAGAAAAGACCUUGUACCUGAUCAUGGAAUAUGCAAGCGGAGGUGAGGUCUUCGACUACCUCGUAGCACAUGGGAGGAUGAAGGAGAAAGAGGCCAGGGCUAAAUUUAGACAGAUUGUGUCUGCGGUGGAGUAUUGCCAUCAGAAGCGUAUUGUGCACAGGGAUCUGAAGGCAGAAAACCUUCUCCUGGACGCCGACAUGAACAUCAAGAUCGCCGACUUUGGCUUCAGCAACGAGUUCACGGUGGGCAGCAAGCUGGACACCUUCUGCGGCUCGCCGCCCUACGCCGCGCCCGAACUCUUCCAGGGCAAGAAGUACGACGGGCCCGAGGUGGACGUCUGGAGCCUGGGCGUCAUACUCUACACGCUAGUUAGCGGCUCGCUACCCUUCGACGGACAGAACCUCAAGGAGCUGCGUGAGCGUGUGUUGAGGGGAAAGUAUCGAAUUCCUUUCUACAUGUCCACCGACUGUGAGAACCUCCUCAAGCGCUUCCUGGUGCUCAACCCCACCAAGAGAGGCACACUGGAGCAAAUCAUGAAGGACCGGUGGAUAAACGCAGGGGCUGACGAGGACGACCUGAAGCCUUUUACGGAGCCAGAGCUGGACAUCUCUGACCAGAAGAGAAUAGACAUCAUGGUGGGGAUGGGCUACUCGAGGGAAGAGAUUCUGGAGUCUCUGACGCGCAUGAAGUACGACGAGAUCACCGCCACCUACCUGCUGCUGGGCAGAAAAUCCACAGAGCUGGAGGCGAGCGACUCGAGCUCGAGCAGUAACCUCUCCCUUGCCAAGGCGCGGCCCAACAGCGAGCACAACAACGGCCAAUCACCUUCGCACCUCAAGGUCCAGCGCAGCAUCUCCUCCAAUCAGAAGCAGCGGCGCUACAGCGACCAGGCGGGUCCGGCGAUCCCGUCGGUGGGCCACCCCAAGCGGAGCCAGACGGCGGCGGCGGAGAGCGACCUGAAGGAGGAGGCGUCGUCGGGCUCGGCGCCCCGCAAGAGCACCUCCUCCUCGGGCGGCCGCGGCGGCGCGCCCCCCAGCCCCCUCCUGGGCACCGCCAACAACCCCAACAAGGCCGACAUUCCCGACCGCAAGAAGGGCACCACCGCCGCCGGCAGCACAGUGUCCAGUGGCAUGACCAGGAGAAACACUUACGUCUGCAGCGAGCGCAACGCAACCGACCGGCACUCAGUCAUCCAGAACGGCAAGGAAAACAGUACCUCGGUGGCGGUGUCUGGCCACCGGCCCCCCGGGGCGACGGCAUCGGGCGCGUCCACUCACAGCGUGAGCAGCGGCGGCGGCGGUAGCGGUAGCGGCGCCACGCCUCCCGACAGGCUGCGCUUCCCGCGCGGCACGGCCAGCCGCAGCACCUUCCACGGCGGGCAGCUGCGGGAGCGCGAGCGGCGCACGGCCACCUACAACGGGCCGCCCGCCUCGCCCACGCUCUCGCACGACGCCAGCACCCCGCUCUCGCUCUCGCAGGCGCGCAGCCGCGGCUCCACCAACCUCUUCACCAAGCUCACAUCGAAGCUCACGCGCAGAAACAUGUCAUUCAGGUUUACCAAAAGAGGGACGGCAGAGUUUGAGAGGAAUGGGAGAUAUGAGGGUUCAAGUCGUAACGUGUCGGGGGAGGCCAAGGAUGGCGAGGGGAAUGGUAACGGUAAUGGUAAUGGCGGUGGCGUUGGUAACGGUGGCGGUGGCGGCAAGGACGGCAAGCCGCGCUCGCUGCGCUUCACGUGGAGCAUGAAGACCACCUCGUCCAUGGAGGCGGGCGACAUGAUGCGCGAGAUCCGCAAGGUGCUGGACGCCAACAGCUGCGACUACGAGCAGCGCGAGCGCUUCCUGCUGCUCUGCGUCCACGGCGACGGGCACGCCGAGAGCCUGGUCCAAUGGGAGAUGGAGGUGUGCAAGCUGCCCCGCCUCUCGCUCAACGGCGUGCGCUUCAAGCGGAUAUCCGGAACCUCUAUCGCCUUCAAGAACAUCGCCUCCAAGAUCGCCAACGAGCUCAAGCUGUAGAACUGCUGCGCCACUCAGUAACAACGACAACAACAACAACAACAACAGCCUACCCGCCGCCACAGGACAAACAAACAAUACUCGGGAAGCCCAUCUUUGAGGGGGGGGAGGGGGGGAACAGUGUGAGUGGAGAUAAUGGGGAGGGGGGGGGAUAGGGAAAAUGUCAAGGACAAUGACAUACAAUACAUACAAAAUGCGAAAUGAUACCAGAGGGAAAAAAAUGUGAAAAAUGAAAAUCGACUAGGUAAAGGACUGCAGGCACAAAGAAAAAAACUAGCAUAAUCAAACCUGUACAUUGUUAAUGAACAAACCGAAAAACAAGUAGCAGAUACUGCAAAUAGCACUCAAAAAACACUUACAAAAAAAAUAUGUACCAGAAAAUAAUGUAUAGACUUAUGCCUUAGGCAAUAAUUUCCCGCAUCUUUCCAUUGUUAUUAUUAUUGUUGCUAUUAAUUAUUAUUAUUAUUAUUAUUACUGAUGCGGCCAUUGAUAGUAAAACAAAAAUGAGAGAUUUUUUUUCUGUUAUCUUUUUUUAUCGUGCACUACUGCUUUAGUUGGACUUUGUAGCCAUAGCAACCAAACAACAGGUCCACACCACCAAACCUCUAAAAAACACACACACACACACACAGUCGCUUCACACAAGCAAAAACAGGAAGGGCAAAAAGACACGCACAUUCAAACACACCAGGAGAAAUAGAAAGGCAUCCGUUCCUGUGUUGACCAUGGUCCACACAUCUUCAUCGUCUUUGCAGCUCCCCCAUCCUUCCAUGAAAUCGGCACAUAGCUUGGCCAAUGCCACUUGAACCCUGGCCCAGGAGGAACUGCCUUCAGGCAGGUGGAACAUCGGCAUCCAUUGCACACACACACACACACACACACACACACACACACACAUAUAUACACACACUUUUUUUCUGAUGUGUGAUGUUUCUUUUUUUUCUUUUGUUUAAUUAUUAUUAUUUGUUUUAGUCUGCUUUGCUUAUACAUGUCUGUGGGUGCGGGGGUGGUGCUACCUCAUCCGAGGAAGAAACAAAAUAAAAGCCCUCCAUUGUCCUGGAUGUGUGUGGAAAAGCUGCCACCACCCUCUCACAUACAGACAUGAAUACACACACGUACACGCACACGCACACGUACACGCACACGCACACGCACACGUACACGCACACGUACACACACACGCACACACACACACACACACUCCCCUUAACAAGAGUCCCUCCCCUUGCUCAUCCCUGUUCCAGAGCCAGGCCACAGCCACUCUCCUCCAUCCACACCUCUUCCUCUACUGCACUCCUGGACACGCCCCCCUGGCCUGCAGCAGCUGAUGAGCAAUGUUCUAGAGUGGGAAUGUUCUAGAAUGGGAAUGUUCUAGAGUCAGAAUGUUCUAGAGUCAGAAUGUUCUAGAGUGCGCCAUGCAAGCCAUUCAGGGAUUUUGCAGAGAAUGACCGAGAAAGAGAUGGUGAGAGACCUCAGACCAGCACUGUAGGUUGGAAGGAGUAGCACGCUUCAGAUGAGACUGCUUGCACACACAUGCACGCUCGCGCGCACAUACUCAAGCACAUACAAGCACGAAAGAUGCUCUCACUCUCCCGCACACACACACACCCCAGACACGCAUACACACAAUGGUGUAGGGUUGUGGGGUGUGCUUUUCAGCGUGUCUCAUGACUUUGAGUCUGUGUUGCGUUUGUUAAAUAAUAUAAUUCAAACAGAAAUAGGCAAAAAAAAAAGAGAGAGAGCGAUAGAAAUCGCGAGAGAAAGCGAGUGAGAAUGAAACCAAGAAAGUGAUUAGGAAGAUUCUCCUUCCUUGUGUAUUUAAUUAUUUUAUUUUAUUUUUUUGUUAUGGACGUACGCCAGAUGCCCUCUGCUCUAGCUCUCCCGGUGGAGAAUCGGGUUCAGCCAGUGACUAUAUACAAAUGGACCCCAAAAGUUCCAUUCCUAUGCAGUCAUUGGCUGCAUACAGUCAUUGGGUUCAGCAAUGAGGUGUUGUAUUUACUGUUGGCUUUGUAAGGUUAAAGGUCAAAGUGUUUAAAGGUUGCCACACACUCUCAGCCAGGCCACCAGUAUUCACUCCAGACACCCCAUCAUAUUCUAGCACUGUUGUCCUCUUUUAUCUUUUGUUUGUUCGUUUUACUGGCUUCUGUUCAAUUUUAUUUUUUGUCUUAUUUCAGGUUGGAAUGUAAAUAAUGUGCAUUAGUUUGGCGACCCACGGCAUCAUGAUGUAUUUUGUUUUGUUUUCCUUCUUUUUUUUUUCCUUUCCUUUUUUUUUUUUUUUUUUUUUUUAAGUCUGGCGACUAGCCAGAAGCAUAAUUAAUGUAACUCAUCACAGGUUAAGGUUUAUCAGUGUCUCCAUUAAACACUCUAAAAGUACCCUGUGUUGAGUCUGUCUUUAUGGCUUGAUGGUUCAGUCUGUGAUUAUUGCAAAUGUUUAUAUCUACUAGUAUAGGGGUGGGUAUUGGUAACAACCUCACAAUACAAUGCAUAUCCCGAUACAGGGGUCACGAUAAGAUACGUAUUGCGAUACAUGUGCAUCCCGAUACAUGGUCUUCAAGGCGAUAUGUAUCCGAUAUUUACCUCCGCCAGGAGGUUAUGUGAUCGCCC